AUGGUGCGGCGCUUGAAUUCGGCAGGGCUCUGCGGGCGUCUGGGCCUGGGUUCCGGUGGCUGGGAGGUGUUGUUAUGGUUGCUGGUGUUGUUGUCUCUGCUGGCCGUGAGGGGUGAGGGUCAGACUGAGGUGGCUCUGGAUGAGGCAACGGUGAGGAGCGAUGCCCAAGGCAAUUUGUACGUGACGAGUGGCGCGGAGCGGCGGGUGUUUGUGGACGGAUUGGACGUGACAGCCUUGGCGACCACCUUGGCAGCGCAGCAGGCAGAGCUAGACCGUCUCCAGGUGCAACGGGCAGAGCUCUAUCGGGCGGUGUCUUCUCUGCUUCGAUCCUCGCAUGUUUUGCUCCUCGGCGGGCGGAUGGAGUCUGUCGCCGGGUUCAAUGCUACCUUGGUGUUUGACGGAACAUCAUGGAGCAGGGGCCCGUCCAUGCCAACGGCGCGUUACACGCCCGGGGCUGCGGUGUACCGGAACGAGGUGUAUGUGGCAGGCGGAUAUGAUAACGCCAAUUUGGCCGCCACGGACAUUUUUGACGGUGUGGCCUGGCGCACCGGGCCGUUGCUGAGCACAGCACGACAUCGUUUAGCAUUGGCCGUUUAUCAGGACCGCUUGUACGCGUUUGGAGGUCGUGCAGACUUGUCCGUGGUGUCGACGAUGGAGGUUUACGAUGAUGACAUGGAGCUGUGGGUGACGACGGCGACGCCCAUGCCUACGGCGCGUCACAGCCAAGCUGUCUGUGUCUUUGACGGGCUCUUGUUUGCUAUUGGCGGGAAAGGGCAACCGCGCGCUACGCUGACAACGGUGGAGGCUUUUGACGGACGGACGUGGCUGACCAUGCCGUCCUUGUUGCAGGCGCGCCAAUGGGCGACGGCCGCCGCGUAUGCGGACAAACUCUGGGUCAUGGGGGGCUAUGAUGGUGCCAGGAACUUGGUGUCGGUCGAAGCCUUUACCACUGCGACCGGUUGGGUGGCUCAGUCGCCUCUGUACGUGUCGUCUCUCUCCGUCUCGGCUGUGGUCUUUAACCAUCGGUUGCUGUUGUUUGGUGACGACGUGAUCCAGGUCUUGAACGGGUCAACCUGGACAGUCUUGGGCGAUAUGCCAGAGCCGUGGACGGAUUACGGUCUUGUGGUGUUUCCCUAG
This is a messenger RNA of Monosiga brevicollis MX1, 1137 nucleotides long. RefSeq lists its product as uncharacterized. Gene Ontology annotation, molecular function: protein binding. Lineage: Eukaryota; Choanoflagellata; Craspedida; Salpingoecidae. The transcript has a single exon. The coding region runs from base 1 to 1137 and encodes 378 amino acids. The record is from RefSeq and is a predicted model, not a curated record.